AUGUCAAAUAAACGAUCCCGCCUCUGGGCCGGAAUACGACGGGAAAAGGCCUCCUCAUUGGUUGCUAUUCACCCUUUCCUCUGCUAUCCCGUUUCCAUAAGGGAAGCGGGUGGUGGGCGGGGCCAAAUCUCCCGAAGGGAAGGUUCACCUGAAUACUUUAAUGCACGUGCUCUGCGUGUCGCGAUAACACGUAUCAGACCACAGAUAAAACUCGCGCACAUUAUCGUAUUUACUUACCAUUUUGUAUCUGUGAAAAUUCAUUUACUCUAUGAAAAUUUAAAAAUGGAAAAUGAGAGAGAUGUACCCAAAGAUACGUCACUCCAAACGCCCCGACCGUCGUCUCCCAGGAAAUUUUUCGCGCGCAUUUACGGUCAUUUAGAGAGUAGAACGGAGGAGAAGGAACGCCCGCUACGUACAGAGAGUGAGUCUUCAUCAGAUUUGGAGAUCGGAGACGAGAGUCCGAAAUAUCAGCAAUGGCCAGCGGCGCCGAUACCUGUGUGUCCUCGCCCUAUCUUGAUGCCGCACCAUCAGCUAGCUUUCGGUGCUGGAUUAGCCGCGUUUCUGGCCAGACGAAGACGCAAGGAGAGCCGGCCUAGAAGACAACGUACCACUUUCUCUGCACACCAGACAUUACGACUAGAGCUGGAGUACGCUAGGGGUGAAUACGUUGCACGUGCUAGAAGGUGCGAACUGGCAUCCGCGCUAUCGCUUAGCGAAACGCAAGUCAAAAUCUGGUUUCAAAACAGAAGAGCCAAAGACAAAAGGAUCGAAAAAGCACAACUGGACCAACAGUACAGGCAAUUAGCUGCUGCUUCUGGAUUCUUUCCAACAAUGCUGCCUCCGUCAUAUACAGCCCCCCCUUGUCCAUGCUUACCGGUACAGACGCCGCUGAGCACUAACAAGUAG
Molecule: messenger RNA, 906 nt
Organism: Leptosia nina
Lineage: Eukaryota; Metazoa; Arthropoda; Insecta; Lepidoptera; Pieridae
Source: the annotation of a GenBank genome assembly